CGGGUCGCUUUAUUUUCAGUUUCCGCUCGCCUCAUCUCGCCCACCGAACAAAGCUGUUGGGGAGAGCCGUGGAACUUCGGCGGAGAUCAGUCAUCGCCGGCCGGCGGGGGCGGAUAGCACGGGGGUGCUGGUUAAUUUGGUGCAACUUCAGAGAGCUCCCUAUUUUGUUCCAAUCGCGCUCCUCGGGAACAGAGUUCUCCAAAUCUUGGUUUCUUUGUUUACUAGAAUAGAGUAAUUUCUGCCCACCAUCCGAUGGACAUGAACAAAGGCACUGGUUCUGGUUGUGCUGAGGACAAUGUUGAGACUGGGAAUUAUGCAAACUCUAGCCAGAACCCUGAGACCCUUGACAAUCAAAGUUUGCCGUACACAUCUCAAUCACUGGAAAAUAACACAGGCCAAAGGAAAAAUUAUAAAAGGACAGCUAACAGGGGAAGGAAAGGCUACCGAGUAUUGGCUGAUAGAAAUUAUCCUUUAAGGUCAUCUGAUUGCGAUACUACUGUCAGGGUUCUACGUUCUAGGUCAGCUGCAAACAAGCCACCUAGUGACUCUGCGCACACUCUAGUACACUCAGCUGCAAAUAAGUUUCCCAGUGACUCUGUGCACACUCUAGUACAACCAGCUGCUAAAAGAAUAAAAAGGGGUAGACCCACAAAGAAAGGCCCGAACAACGAGUUCUCGAAAAUUCGUCAGCGAGUUAGAUAUAUUUUGAAUCGGAUGAACUAUGAGCAAAGUCUGCUUGAAGCAUAUGCCAAUGAAGGCUGGAAAAGGCAAAGUUUGGAAAAGAUAAGGCCGGAGAAGGAGCUUGAACGAGCCAAGGAGGAAAUUGUGCGCUGCAAAUUAAGAAUAAGAGAAGCCUUCCAGAAUCUUGAUUCUCUUCUGUCGAUGGGGAAGCUUGAUGAAUCUUUAUUUGAUAAUGAAGGAAAGAUAUCUUGUGAAGAUAUUAUUUGUGCCACUUGUAGUUCGCAGUACGUUACUUUGAAUAAUGACAUCAUCCUCUGUGACGGAGUCUGCGACAGAGGGUUCCACCAGAAAUGUUUAAACCCUCCACUACUGACUAAAGAUAUCCCUGCGGGAGAUGAAGGAUGGCUUUGCCCUGCAUGUGAUUGCAAGAUCGAUUGUAUUGAUGUAAUAAAUGAACUACAAGGGACCAAUCUUUCCAUCAGCGACUCUUGGGAGAAAGUUUUUCCUGAGACAGCUGCUUUGGCACAUGGAACUAUACCAAAAGAUGCGUUUGAUCUUCCAUCAGAAGAUUCAGAAGACAGUGACUUCGACCCUAAUAUAGCCGAAGAACAUGUGACUGGUCAUGAAGAAGGAUCGUCAGAAGAGGAUGAGGAUGAAGGUUCAGACUCUGAUGACUCAAAUUUUGUCACAACUUGUGACAAUUCAGAACAUUUAAAGGAGAAAGAGAAAGUUGAUGACCUUGGAUUACCUUCUGAGGACUCAGAAGAUGAUGAUUAUGAUCCAGCAGGUCCUGAUUCAGAUAAAGAUAUCAAAGAGAAGCAAGAUGAGUCAGACUUUACAUCAGACUCUGAUGAUUUCUGUGCUGAGAUUGCCAAGUCUUGUGGGCGGGAUGAAGUUUCAUCAGGUGCUAAGGUUGGUGAUCCUACUAAUGACUUGGAAGGAGCCACUGCUUGUUCUAACACAGCAAUUCCCAACCUCACAUCCAAUGACCUUGAAAUCGACCAAGAUGAGGUUUUACCAGUUUUAGGUAGACGGCAGGGUCAACGGUUGGACUACAAAAAACUGUAUGAUGAUGCUUAUGGGGAAGCACCAUCUGAUUCAAGUGAUGGUGAAGAGUGGUCAGGGAAGAGCACAUCCGAAAAGGGCGAUGAAGAACGGAAUGAAGUGGAUUCAUUUUUACGGAAAAGCUCCAGAGGAACAGGGACUGUGCAGCAGAGUAAUGAUUUCCUUCCACAAAGUGCUCGACAAAGCUUGGAUCCAGAUGGUUUAGUGAAUGGGCAACAUCCAGGAAAGCUUACCUCUGAUGUCAGCAACAAUAAAACUAAUAGAAAACCUUUGAAUAACAAAGAGGAAGUUGAUGACCUUGGAUUGCCUUCGGAGGACUCUGAGGAUGAUGACUAUGAUCCAGCAGGUCCUGAUUCUGAUAAAGAUAUCGAGAAGAAGCAGUCAAGUUCAAAUGAGUCAGACUAUUCGUCUGCCUCUGAUGAUUUCUGUGGCGAGAUUGCGAAGUCCUGUGGCCGGGAGGGAGUUCCGUCAGGUGCUAAAGCAGGUGGACACCCUACCAAUGACUUGGAAGGAACCACUGUUCGGACUAAUGCAGCCAUUUCUAAUCUCCCUUCCAAGGAUUCUCAAAUGGACCAAGAUGUGGUUUCACCAGUUUCAGGGCGACGGCAGGAUCAAUCUUUGGACUGCAAAAAACUGUAUGAUGAGGCCUGCCGGGAAGCAUCAUCUGAUUCGAGUGAUGGGGAAGAUUGGUCUGGGAAAUGCACACCUGAAAAGGACAGUGAGAAGCAAAGCGAUACAUGCAGAAGAACAGGGGCUGUGCGCCAGAGUAAUGGAUCCACUCCAGACAAUGCUCGACAAAGCUUGCAUCGCACGAAUGGGCAACACACAGAAGAGCUGCUUACUUCUGAUGGGAGCAGUAGUACAGUCCACAGAAGACAAUUUGGGCCAAUAAUUUAUCAGAGGCUACAUGAGCAUUUUAAAACAGAUCAAUAUCCUAAACGUGCUGUUAAAGAAAGUUUAGCAAAUGAACUAGGUCUGACAUUCCAGCAGGUUAGCAAAUGGUUUGAGACGAGACGGUAUAAAACAAGAAUAGCUGCUAAAAAAAAUGAUAGUUGUGUAAAAAACCAUAGCAUCAAGGAAAAUCAGAGCUCAGUUGCAGCUCACAUUGAAGCGACAGACCCCAAGGACUUGGGGAAAAAACUCAAUGUAUGCAAAAAUGGUGCUGCAAAUGAUGUUAUGGCAUCUGGAAUUCUGAACGGAGGUAUCAAACAAGAUAGUCCACUGAAACAAGAUACCAGUGGUGGGCUGGGAACACAUGUCAGUCCUCCAGGUAGCAGUCCGAAAGGUGAUCCGAUAGAGAAUCAUGGAAAUAAUACCUCCUCAAGAUGUGUUGGAAAGCCAAAAGAUGGCUAUACAGGGAAUGUGGUUCUGGCGCUACCAGUUGUAGAUGAUAGAACAAAAGAGGCAGCAAUGCGGGAGCUAAAGAAGAGGAAAACUGGCAGCUGAUGUUUCUAGAUAAAGAAUUCAAACGCUUGCUAUGCAUAGCAUAACGUUGUGUGUCAAGUCUCAAGUUUCAGGUAGAUGCAACAAAAAAGUGCUGGGAUUUAUCUAUCAGCAGUCGCACCCAAUUUCCCAGUGUCAGAUUUUUGUUGGGUACAUUCAAGGAGUUUUUCAUUGUAAAUGUUUACAGCAACCAGCAGUAAUAUUCUGGUGGGGAAGGGUUAAAUCCUUUACCCGCAUGGUGAAUGUGUUGCGACCACAGGAAGUUUGGUUUGACAAAUGGAUUCCUGCUGAAAAUUUGUUUAUUCCUUGAAAUGUGCAGUGAUAAAACUGAAAAUCUGGAAGUUUCGCAACAGACAAAGCUGUUCUCACCUUGAACAUGCUGUGAAAUCAGGCUCCUGUACCAUCAUGGAUUGUGUACUUGUGUCAUUUCAUGUUUACCUAUCAGCUUAUCAUGCAUGUGCAUUUUUUACAGUAGAGUUGAACUCCUUCAUACAUGUUGUGAUGGUCAUGAUGAGUAUAUUUUCUUGUUAAA
Messenger RNA from Brachypodium distachyon (stiff brome), 3721 nucleotides. Its product is annotated as homeobox protein HOX1A. Gene Ontology annotation, biological process: regulation of DNA-templated transcription; chromatin organization. NCBI's taxonomy places the organism in Eukaryota, Viridiplantae, Streptophyta, Magnoliopsida, Poales, Poaceae. Gene Ontology annotation, cellular component: nucleus. Gene Ontology annotation, molecular function: DNA-binding transcription factor activity, RNA polymerase II-specific; chromatin binding; DNA binding. The transcript is spliced from 11 exons. The coding region runs from base 253 to 3192 and encodes 979 amino acids. The record is from RefSeq and is a predicted model, not a curated record.